CAUAAAACGAAUAGCAGAACAGCGCUGCAGGCGUUGUGACAGGUGGUUCGGAAUAUGGAUUUUGCCGCCUCUACCACCACCUCGACGGCGGCGAUUUCCCCCUCCAACGACAUCGUUCCUCAGGGGGAGCACUAUGUGAGAGCUCUUAUUGAGGAUCAUGAGACGACAUGUUGGGGCUGUGGUCUUCGUGUGCUUGUUCCGCCAUAUGCACCUGCUUUCAAGUGUUUCUGGUGCGGAGCAAUAACUAACCAGAAUGCAGUUAAAAUCGAGAACAAAAACUUUAAGUGGAGACGCUUGCGAGACCGGUGUUUUGUUGGUGUGCUCGUUGUCUUUAUGUUAUUUGUGAUAUGUGGUGGUGUUUGGGCAAUUUAUCCUAUAAUAUUUUCUAUCAGUUACUUCUGCAGUAGUGUUCACUCUUUAAUUGCUGUAGCAUUGUCCAUAUCUACCUUGUCUGCAUUUAGCCUUGCUGCAUUUAGAUCUGCUGGUGCUCCACCAGACAUACUCUGGGGUAGCUAUCCUGCUGUUAAAAAAGGUGGGCUUGAGAAUUAUACUUUUUGUCAAUAUUGUUCAAAGCCAAAGACGCCUAGGGCACACCAUUGCCGUUCUUGUGGAAUGUGUAUACUGGAUAUGGAUCAUCAUUGCCCAAUUAUUGGCAAUUGUGUUGGUGCAUCUAACCACAGGAGCUUCAUCAUUUUCCUUAUUUCAGCAAUCAUUAGCACAAUAUAUGUGUCCAUCAUGUCUGCCUAUGCAGCUUUUCAUUUUUGGGCGCCGCUAAGCCACAAGCCAAUUCACCUUUUGAACGAAGCUGUUGGUCAAAAGUUGUUUUUGAGAACCUUGAAAAAUGUCAUAUUUGCAUUUCUCGAGUCUACAUUGUUCGUACCCGCGAGAGGGCUUGUUCUUGUGUACCUUUUUAUUGCUAGUGUUUCUAUCCUGAUAGGUUUAACUGUGCUGCUGUGGCAGCAACUCUGCUUCAUAUAUGAGGGUAAGACAUACUUGAGUCAUAUAAGUUCAUCAGAGGGCGAUGAAACUGCAGAAAAGGAUUGCCAAAAUCUUAUCCAGUUCUUUGGCUGUUCUCCUACGACGACAAGAUUUUUGCCUAUCUACUUCAGUUCUAGGAAGAAGCAUAAGAAGUGAAGCUUGGGGAGGUGAACCGAUUUCUCCUUUGAAUGUUUCUCAUCAAUUGAUUCUUUCUUUGGAUUGGAUCAUUCAGAUAGAUGCAAAUAAUGUCAUGCAAAAUAGAUAUAGAAUAGAACAUCUCUUUGUUCAGUUUCUCAGGUAGCCAUUUUACCUACAUUUCUCAUAUAUCUUUUUCUUGUAAGUUUACAAUUUGGCUAAUGACCAGAUGACCUGAUAGCUGAAACAGUUGAAAAUUUAGCGGUGUACACUUUGGCCGCUCAGAACUA
Messenger RNA from Nicotiana tabacum (common tobacco), 1403 nucleotides. Its product is annotated as protein S-acyltransferase 11. NCBI's taxonomy places the organism in Eukaryota, Viridiplantae, Streptophyta, Magnoliopsida, Solanales, Solanaceae. Gene Ontology annotation, molecular function: palmitoyltransferase activity. The record is from RefSeq and is a predicted model, not a curated record.